Molecule: messenger RNA, 1902 nt
Organism: Amphimedon queenslandica
Lineage: Eukaryota; Metazoa; Porifera; Demospongiae; Haplosclerida; Niphatidae
Product: zinc finger BED domain-containing protein 4-like
Exons: 1
Coding region: 1-1902 (633 amino acids)
Molecular function (GO): protein dimerization activity; DNA binding
Source: RefSeq, a predicted model, not a curated record
AUGGCAGUGUCACAUGUUACUGACAUUGAAGUUUUGCCUCACAGUGAGGCUCACAGUGCUGAAGCAGCUACGGAAAGGAAGAAAAAGAGUAUCAUUUGGACUUUUUUCUCUAUUUGUGUAACUGACAACACAAAAGCUGUGUGUGGUACUUGUCAGGAGAAAGUGUCUCGUGGAGGAAAGUCUUCUAAGUCAUUCAAUACAACUAACCUUCGGAAACACUUGGAGUUACAUCCCAAGCAGUUCAAGGAAUUUUCAGGCAUGGAGGAAGAGAAGGUGAAGGAGAAAGGAAAGGGAAAGCGACAAGCUACUGUGGAUGGCUUGUUUGAAAGGCAAAGACCUUACUCACUAGAUCACCAUAAGUCAAAGGCACUCUCCUAUCGUAUAGCUGAAAUGAUGGCUGUGGACCUGCAGCCUUUUAGUUUAGUAGAAGAUCCAGGUUUUUGUCGACUAAUGAAAGAAGCAGAUCCACGAUAUAGCAUACCUAGUAGAAGAUACUUCUCUGACGUUCUCAUUCCUCAAAUUCACACUAAAAUCACUUCUCUUGUCUCACAGCUACUUAAGUCUACUCAGUAUAUUAGUGUCACUACUGACAUAUGGUCUAGUGGCCAUUCGCACCAUUCAUUUAUGAGCUUAGUAGCACACUUUAUUGUUUCUGAAAGUUUUGAAAAGAAAUCGCUUAUGCUAAGCUGCUGGAAAUUUGAUGAGAGUCAUACUGCUGAAAACAUUUCGUCUAGUAUUUUAUCUCAUUUACAGUCCUGGGACAUUGGAGCAAAAUUAGUCUGUGUUGUAAGGGACAAUGCAGCAAAUAUGGUUGCUGCCAUGAAUGUUGCUGGUCUUCCUUCACUAGGAUGUCUAGCCCACACACUUCAAUUGAUUAUUAAAGAUGGUAUAUUUCAGCAACCUGCUGUGCAGAAUCUUUUAACUUCUGCUAGGUCAUUAGUUGGGUUUUAUAAUCGUUCUAACACAGCAUUUCAUAUGUUUCAACAAGUUCAAGAGCAGCUAGGUCUACCUAAGCACUGUCUUUUUCAAGAUAUUUCAACACGUUGGAACAGCUCAUUUUACAUGCUACAACACCUCCUGGAACAGAAAAGAGCAAUUACUGUUGCCAGCACAGAAUGUGAGUCAACUCCUCCUACAGAAUUAAGAGCCCAACAAUGGACUUUGGCUGAGAAAGUAGUAAAGAUGUUGGUGGUAUUUGAAGAGGCAACACGUGAAGCCAGUGGAGAUUAUGCAAGCUCAGCUAUAAUUAUACCGAUUAUUAAUACUCUUAAAGUAGCACUAUCAACAGAUGAAGAUGACAGUGGAGUUAUGAGGAUGAAGAGGGGAAUGCUUAAGUCAUUAGAAGAUAGAUAUAGCAAUGUAGAACAGAAUCCUUUCUGUGCUAUACCAAUAGUUCUUGAUCCUAAAUUCAAGCUACAAGUUUUCUCCUAUGAUGGAAAUGCUGCACAUGCUAGGAUGCUGGUAACUACUGAGUGUGAACAAGUUUUAACAAGUCUUAAAGUACAUGAGGAGAGUCCAGCCAAGCGCCAUAGAUCUGAAGUGGGAAACCAUUCAUCUUCCCUUUGGAACAUUUUUGAUGAAAUGAUUGAUAAGCCAACCACUUCAAAUCAUGAAAACGGCUAUACGGCUGAAGUAAUGAUAGAGAUGUACCUAAAGGAGCCAAUUCAGCCACGUCAUAUUGAUCCUCUUGAAUAUUGGAAGGAAAAGAAACAGGUUUGGAACGGUUUGGCUAUUAUGGCUUCAAAGUACCUUACCAUUCCCCCUUCAUCAGCAUCAUCAGAGCGACUAUUCAGUACUGCUGGAGACAUUAUUUCAGAAGAAAGAAACAGGUUGAGUACAGAAAAAGCAGAAAUGUUACUAUUUUUGAAGAAGAACUUACCAAUUUUUGAUUAUAAAUAUUAA